AUGCAACAGAUCCGAACAACAAGCGAUUUGGAGGUGGCAAGAAUUAUGGAGCGUCGGCCACAGCCGCACAUCUACCGAAACCAUCUCCCUCCACCGCCAUCAACUCCAGUGUCUCCACCUGUGGUAUCUGCUGAGAAAACGGUGGACUGCCACUUGACCAUACGGAAUCCCUACUUCAUGGCAUCAAAUAGUCAUCCAGGAUGUUCUUGUCCUUACCUGAGGAACGAAAAUCACUGGCACAGUCUGGAACAAUGUACUUGUCCCCAUGAGGAUCUUCAUGCACAUUAUGAAACAAAGAACAUUGAGAACAUCAUCGCGAUGCUUCCGAGUCGAGAGACAGAUAUCCUUGACGAUCUUGUUGAUAGUUCAUCUGGUUCUGAAGCAAGUGAUGUUUUGGAGGUGGCGCCUAGACACAUUGUGACAUUGCACAGAGCCUCAGCACUUCUCAAUAAAUUUAAUAAUCAAAGACAGAUCUCCGAUGAGGACGUACCAAUUAGCGCACUAAUUAAGAAGAGCGGGUGGUUAAAUGAUUUCGAGGAGCAAAAGAAAUUGCCGCAAUUAGCUUCUACUUCCGGUGCAGAUGGGUCUACAGAUCAAUCGAGACUGUCAGAAGAGAACUCUCAGCAACAUGUUCCGAAUGGCGUUCCAAAAGUGAAAGAACCUAAUGAUCGCACUGACGUCUCGACCAAUUCCCUGCCAACUUAUGUGCAGCCAAUUUUUAGGGAAGAGACCAAAGAAAACACUGUGAAAGAUGAAGAAUUGUUUAGAAGCAUGCGAUCCCUCACCGAAUCAGGGACAUCCAAUGAGACCGUAGAAGACGUGGAGGAGGAAGCAUCAGUACAAUCUGACACGUCUUUGAUUUGUGACACACCGAAAAUCGAGAUAAAAGAAGACAGUAGAGAGGAGGGCGGAAAUGAAGAUGAAAGGGAAGAAGAACAUGAGGUCAAAAAGGUGGAGAAGGAGGAGGAGAAAAAGAAGGAGGAAGAGGAGGAAGAUGAAAUGACUCCCGAUGAAGCAUUUUACAUGGCAACCGUAGACUCUUCCAAUGAGGACUUUUUGCAGACUGGGGUCCUAGUAGUUGAAGAGAACACACCUCCUGCUCCUUCUGUUCCUCCUCCCCCAUCGACCGGAUCGCCUUCAUCCACCACAGACUUUCCACAAGCACGCAUGGAAGAGGACAAGGAUGAGUUGAAAGUCCAAGAUGGGACAGUUGAAAAAAGGGAGCGUCCGAGUCCACCUCCACAAAUAGAUCCUCAUAUGCGUGCAAGGUGGCGAUGGGCUCUGCUCAGCCAGAAUAGAGAUCUCGUGUUUUCUCAGGACAAUUCGGAUGAAAAAUCGCAAAUAUUCAAUCGUGCUGCCAAAAGUUUUUAUCAGUCAAUUGACAGUGCUCCAGAACGACGUUGGAACAAGCGAACUCUACCACUUGUCAGUGAUUUGGUGCUUCAAACAAUGUCCGCUCAAAAGAGGACAGCCAGUGUCUUACCCGCUAGCAUUGGGCAAAGUACCACACUGAGUGGAGCCGACCUUAAGCUGUUGGUGUACCGAAAGACAUUGAACGCUUUGGCGUAUCCCAUCUCAGGCAACACACCCCAUAACUUUCAGGUGUUCAACGCCACCAGCCCGACCUACUGCUAUGAGUGUGAGGGUCUGCUAUGGGGUGUAGCGCGACAGGGUCUCCGCUGCUCUGAAUGCGGUGUGAAGUGUCAUGAGAAGUGCAAACGUCUUCUCAAUGCUGACUGUCUACAGCGUUCCGCUGAGAAGUCCUCACGACAUGGAGCGGAGGACAAGGCGCAGGCGGCAAUGAAUUCGAUGAGAUCGCUGAUACACCGACGACUGGAAGAACGACCGGACAUAUUCGAAGCGAUUUUCGACGUCUUCGCCAUCGAUUCAGCUGAGGGAACAGCAAGGGCGGAGCGUCUGGAAGAAGUAGAACGAAGCAUUCUCUCUGGCGCCAGUCAGUGGUCUGCCAAACUUGCCAUUACCGUGAAGUCGGCUCAAGGCUUAAUCGGGAAGGACAAAAGUGGUCGCAGCGACCCGUACGUGACCGUUCAGGUGGGCAAGGUCAGGCGCCGGACGAAGACAGUGCCGCAGGAACUUAAUCCCACGUGGGACGAAAAGUUUUACUUCGAAUGUCACAAUGCUUCUGAUCGUAUCAAGGUUCGAAUAUGGGAUGAAGACAACGACUUGAAAUCGAAGAUUCGACAAAAGUUUACUCGUGAAUCAGACGAUUUUUUGGGCCAGGCGAUAAUUGAAGUUCGGACACUGGGUGGCGAGAUGGAUUUAUGGUACAACCUUGAAAAACGGACCGACAAAUCGGCAGUUUCCGGUGCCAUUCGGUUAAACAUCUCCAUCGAAAUCAAAGGUGAAGAAAACUCAGCUCCUUAUCAUAUUCAGUACACCUGUCUUCAUGAAUGCAUGUUCAACUACCUUUGUGACAAAAACCCGCCAGUCUACCUGCCUAGCCAAGCUCCAAAACGCAAAUCUGUAACGGUGAGCUCACUACCUUCUCCAUCCUUUGCGGAUUUGUUGGUCCUUAUUAACUCGCCUUUUGAUUUGAUGCAGGAGGAGUUGUGGCGAGUAUUUUUCGACCCCCUGGGGCAGGAAAUAAGCGACGAGUUUGCCAUGCGAUAUGGCAUCGAAAGUAUCUUCCAGGCUAUGACCCACUUUGCGUGCCUUACAACCAAGUACAAUUGCGUCGGUGUGCCUGCACAGCUGUCGACUCUGUUGGCCAACAUCAACGCCUUCUACGCGCACACCAGCUCGAAUAACAGUCAAACUGCCUCUGAGCGAUUUGCUGCCAGCAAUUUUGGGAGGGAGAAGUUUAUCAAAAUCCUCGACAAUCUGCACAAUGCUCUUCGCAUUGAUCUCUCGAAAUACCGAACCAUGUUUCCUGUUUCACAACCAGAACGGCUUGCAGACAUGAAAUCCACCGUUGACGUUUUAACCAGCAUCACAUUCUUCCGCCUCAAGGUUGAUUCGGUCUGGGUUGGUGGGUUCGCUGGACUUGCAAAAGUUUAA
Hydatigera taeniaeformis is the source of this 3018-nucleotide messenger RNA. Lineage: Eukaryota; Metazoa; Platyhelminthes; Cestoda; Cyclophyllidea; Taeniidae. The record is from the annotation of a GenBank genome assembly.